Messenger RNA from Vespula pensylvanica (western yellowjacket), 7663 nucleotides. Its product is annotated as mucin-5AC-like. The transcript has 12 exons. The coding region runs from base 21 to 7391 and encodes 2456 amino acids. Lineage: Eukaryota; Metazoa; Arthropoda; Insecta; Hymenoptera; Vespidae. The record is from RefSeq and is a predicted model, not a curated record.
CGAAGAAGAAGCAACCGAGAAUGUUGAACAGUGUUACCAAGGCUAACUUUAAUGAUCGUUAUUCGAAAAAAUUUAGGGAGAGGAUUAACAUUGUCGAUGGGAAUGAGAUACCACGGCAGACAACGUCAAGGACAACUACGGUUACUAAUAGAUACAGUAGGAAAAAGAUCGAUAGUUUGAGACCUUACGAUAAAAUUUCGAAAAGUGUUACGACGGUAACAUCGACCCAGUCAUCAUCAUCAUCAUCGUCAUCAUCGUCGUCGUCGUCGUCCUCAUCAAAAAGACGAGAGUUCAGACCAAGAACGGCUACGUAUCGUAGACAUUCCGAAUUACCAACUACUACUUUGCUCAUACAAACGACAAACAAGGUCGACAAUACGCAGGGUGUUGCGAUCACCCCUAAAACGCCCAAGUAUCACGCGACCUUGAAAAGUUCAACGCCGAUCGAAACUCGAUCGAUACCGCAGGAGCCGCAAGUUAGCGUUAGGAUAACCAACGAUACCAAUCCAAUUGAUACUGGUAUUACCGACAGCAGCAAUGGGAAUACUGGUACAACAAGUAACAUCUUCAAUCCAACAAGAAGUGCCUUUCUAAGUGGUAACAGUACUCUACUGCAACAACUACGCAGCACCGUAGCGCCACUUCUCAGCUCUCUGGGUAACAGGACACCUAUAUUUGCUGAGUCUUACAGUAACGUUAACAACGGAAGCUCUACACCUAGGAUCACACCAAACGGAUCACCACCAAGAUUCAGUGCUAGGUACAAAGGAGCCGAAUUGUUUGUUAGAAAGCCAACAGGUUAUCAACCGACUGUACCAUCGAUCACUAGCUCUUCGACAACUCAAAUAACUCCGAUAGAGAACAUUGGUUCGGUACUACCACCGCCUAUUGAUAUUUCCAGUCCUGGAGAGCCGAAAUUUUUAACAUACUAUCAAGCAUUGGAAUCGGCUAGCGUCCGAAACGAGCAAGGGAAUUUUCAACAACAGCAACAACUUAAUGACACUGUAACACAGGUAGACUCUAACAACGCAACUAACGGCACCAAUGGCACCAACGCCAAUUCUAACAAUGACACGAGUCCCAACUUAGAGAUCGCGAGCCCACAGACCCCAGACAAUACCACGACCCAACCGGAUAAUCUAUCGAAUGAAAACAUAAACCAGGACACGGAGAAUCCCACUGUUACUACGGAUGGUUUACCCGAGUCAUUAAAUGUAUCCAUGACCGUUGAACCCACAGAGUCUUUGUCCACCAUUACAGAUUCGAUGAUAGAAACUAACAUGACAACCUCUACCGAUUUAUCUACGAGCGUUGGUGUUGUUGAGGAUACGUCAACGACACAGGAAAGUCCAGUUAGUACAGAUCUAAUGGAUACUAUGUCUUCUUCUACCCCCGUUAUUACGGACAGUUUGUCUUCUACUACUACAAUGGAACCUAGUACUAUGAUAGUGACCCCUAUGAACGAUGUUAUUACAACUACUGUAACCCAGUCGUCAGAUUUGACCGGAACAAUGAGUUCCACUACAGAUUUAUCUAGUACCAUGGAGUCUACUACUACCAUGGCGAUGACGAGUGAAUCAUCGAGUGAGAAUCGUUCGUUAGAUUUAUCAGGUACUACAGAAAUGUCCAAUAACGUUGAUACGGUAUCAACUGGUACCACACAAAACGUUGAAAGUUCUUCGAUUCCGUUGGACACCACAACUAUCGUCACUACCGAAUCGACGACAACUUCGCAAACAUCAUCUACCAUGUCUACGACUAAUGUCUCUCCCAUUGAAACGUCCACCGAAAGUAUCGAGAGUAACACGAUAGAGCAGUCUGGUGUAAUUUCGAGUAGCAGCGAAUCGAAUGAUCAAACAUCGACGAUAAGAAUAACGACGACUGAUCUACCAAUAGUAACAACUUUCCGAACGAAAUUGAUAGACUUUGCUCAAGAUAUUUUAUCACGUUUGCAAAGUGCUAUAGCAGGAACAACCUUGUCACCUAUUUUAACAACGACUCCAACUACAACGACUCCAGCUGAAACAACCAUGUCGUCUGUUUUAACGACUACUUCGAUCGAUACAACCUUAUCACCUGCUUUAACAACGACUCCAAGUGCAACAACAGCCGAGACACCAACUUCAACGCUCGAUCAGUCGAAUACCAGUUUGAAUAAUCAAGUUGAGAGUACCACGAUGAUGGCAGACGUAGUUCAGCAACAAGAGUUUACUACAAUUUCUGACGAUGUCACAUCUUCGAGAGAUGUCCAAUCAGAAUUAAGAGAGACUACUACAGCCACACCUUUAUCGAUGGAUGUGUCUACUCAAGAAGCAGUAGGUUUCACCGAUUCAGAAACAAAUACCCUGGAUAAUGUUGAAACUAGUUCUACUACAGAUUCGAGCACAACAGCUAACGCUGAAAGCUCUGAUUUAACAUUGGACGUAGAAUCGCUAACUCAAAGUCAAACGUCGAUAAGCCCUGAGAAUGAAUCCAGUGUAAAUAUUACCCCAGAGAGCCCCAUUAAUACAACAACAGAAAUGACUACUACUUUAUCGUCAACGAACUUGCAAGAUUCUACCGUAGAAAGCAUUAUUAGCAAUGACCUUAAUGAUACCUUACUCACAGAAUUAAUGACAAUCGCGAAGUCCCUGUUUUCGGAAGCCAUGAACGAUACUUCCGUUCAAACUAUAUUGGACAAUAUUUCCAGCACAAUCGAUUUGGAAAGAAAUAUGCAAGAUAUUGAAAAUAAUUCGACUACUGAUUCUAGUACAACAGUGAAUAAUACUGACGACGGUUUCCUUAAUGAUAGUACAACGGAGAACGUACAAGAGUUUUCUACCGAAGUUCCAUCAGAACAGGUAGAGACAGCACCGAUCAGUUCAGAACCUGAAGAAGAUACUACUUUAACAGUCGACCUAUCUGAAAAUGAGAUAGAAUCAACUCCCAUAAGCCCAACAACGAUUACUAAUACCGAAAUUCUGGACGAUAGUUUAGCCCUUAACGUAACUCAGAACGAAAUGGAAUUCGUUCGGACAAAUGAUACGACAAGUUUCGAAUUAGGAACGACGUUAGAAAAUUUAGAGACUAUUACUGCCACUGAAUCCAUCGAGAACGAUAUAGGAACUGUCGCGAAUGAAGAUUUUGAGAAUAUAACUGAGAGUUCUACGAGUAUUACGCAGGAAAGAGAAACGACGACAGUUUCUACUGCUGAUAUCGAAUUGACGACGCUCAGUUAUGAUUUUCAAUCGACUACGGCCCAGACCCAGAUAACUACCCCUGUAGAAAGUAUAGAUAUAUCGAUCUCAUCUACCCCAACUAUGGUAACAGAAUCAUCGACAACCAGCACUGUGGUAAACGACGAUCGGUCGCCGAUAACGACUCCUUUAAAUAUUGAUAGUCAGACAACUGUUAGCCCAACAGAAACAACGUUAUCGUCCGAAAACUUCGAACUUUUGACCCAGUCGAGUGUAACGAACGAUAGCAGUAAUAGUACUAAUCUCGUUUCAACCGAGCCCAUGUCAACCGCUACAGUAACAGAGCCCACAGCUACAACGGAAUUGGUAGCUAAUAAUGAUGAUAUCGUAACGAGCCAAUCCCCUGAAAUAAUUAUUACCGAAAACAUAACAACAGAACCGGCUCUUGAUCAAUCGAUCGAUAUCGACAGAACUAACCAAACAAUUGAAAUGACCUCGACGGAAUUGAUUGUUAACGAUGCAGAGGUAACCACUAACUCACCCUUACUAACAAACGAUACAGAUUUGUUGGAUUUAACGAAUAUUACUGGGACUACCAUCACUAACCAGGCAAUCGAAACAACCACAACGAUAAUGCUCACAGACCCCCCAUCAUCGCCCAUUGACUUCAUGAACACCAUUCCAACUGAUAUUGACCGUUUGCAGGAUGCUACGCCAACAACUGCCCAAGGGACGGCAGCCUCAGGAACAAUGCAAUUCGAUCAAACGAACGAUACCACCAUCAUUCCUACCACCACCAUCAUCACAGAGUCUCCAACAGCAACAACGUCAGACUCUUCCAAUUCCUUGAUCACUGAAUCCUCUCCAUCUGGCACAUCGACUUCCAUUGAUACGACGACGUUAAUCACGACAACGACGACGACGACGACGAUGACAACGACGACGGAAACGAUGACGACCACGACGACACCGUCAUCUUCGAUUACCAAUCGUCCACCUGAUACUACUACCGAAGAUAACGUUGAUAUAAAUGAUAAUCUGAUAUCCACCGAAGCAUCAACGAGCAUGCCAACAUCUACUACAUCGUUGCCGGAAACUUCCGAUUCGAUAUCCAGAAUGGAUACGAAUAUCCAAACAACGAUGACGGAUUCAACCACAGAAACAACACCAACCACAGCAUCGGGUUCAACCUCUACGACUACCAUUACCAUGCCAACCACUAUCUCUCAAACUAUACCGAGCAUGCCUGCAUUUUCAUCAGUUCGAACUCCGGUUACCACUCAGACUAGUUUCACGACACCGUAUUUGGGUCGAUUCGGUGGUAGCAGGCUAACUCCAGCACCUAGAUUUAGUCCUAGCUCGUCGACCAAAGUUCCAUUAAGGGAUUAUCACGUAUACGGGAUAUAUCCUAAUAAAACGAUCGUCAGGAAACGCCCAGAGGAUAAUCUAAUCGAUGCUAGAAACGUUGACAGCCCAUACGUCAUUUUUGGUAUCUACCCUGAUGGCAGAUUGGUCCGGAAGUUCCCAAAUGGCACGAUCAUACCAGAUCCACCAAGCAAUCCGGUUGAGGUUGUCUUUUCUCUUAGCACUACAACUACCACUAACAGGCCACAACCCGUGUUCUUUUAUAACCAGGCUAACCAAGGCACUUUUAAUCAAUAUCAAGCCCCGAACUACUAUAAUAAUCGUAGACCCGUCGGCAACCCGAUGACAAAUGGUCAAAACUUUGGCACCGUUGAUUUGGGACUUACUGGUAACGCGAUCGCCGGAUCAAACGGAGGUGGAGCCGAUUUCUUGGGCCCACUUGGUACCCCUGGUAGCCUCGCGACCACAAAUACAAUGGGAUCUCGACUAAAUGGUAUUAGCGGGGCCGGUCGUAUCGUUCAAGAUCGACAAAGGGAUGAAGCUAGUAGAUCUAGGCAAUCUGGAGAUCAACGGAAUUCGGUUUACAUUGGACAGGAUAGGUUCGUUAAUUAUUGGACUAAUGGUUCACCAAACACCAAUCCACGUGUUGUCAGUGUCAACAUAAAUUCAGUUGCAAGUGCAGCGAACGAAGGACCAGCAUCGACUUCAGGAAUGGUACAAUCCUUUAACAAUUUGUUGAACGAUCAAUCUAAUGGUGGUCAGAUAACAGCACCUCCAGGAUUCCCAUGGAGAGAUCCUUUGGAUCAGAUAUUUGGAAUUACAACUAAUUCCCCAGUAAUAACAGCAUCGAUCGCAUCGAACACUUUGGACGACUCCAGCGAAGGUAAUCCAAUGUUCGAUGCACGUCCUGUAAGUCCAUUCGUAGAAGUUUUUACACCAGCUUCUGGUAUCGUGUCUUCUUCUAUCACCGCUGCAAUGUCUACUACCACAACUGCACCAACAACAAGUACUGUCACUACAACUACGCCAACUCCAACUACAACUACAACUACAACUACACCAGCUCCAACUACAACAACAACAACAACAACAACAACGACAACACCAGCUCCAACAACAACAACAACAACGACGACGACAACGACGACGACAGCUCCAACAACAACUACACUAGCUCCAACAACAACUACACCAGCUCCAACAACAACCACAGCAGCUCCAACAACAACCACAGCAGCUCCAACAACAACUACAACUACACCAGCUCCAACGACACAGGCUUCAACCUCAACAACUUCAUUGAAAACGACACCAUUCGGAUUAUCCAAUGAUAUUCCAUUAAAUAUGCGAACACAAAACGCAUUUGGUACGACAUUCGACGAUCUCGCAUUUUUGAAUUCACUUUUACAGCCUAACGAUGCCCCAACUACGCAAAAAACUCUGAACGAAGUGGAAAAGAUUUUAGCCAAUAAGAUCCUAUCUCUUGCCUUGGGUAAUGCUGGACCUACACGUUCACCAAAAGCUAUUCAAUUAGCCAAUGCAUCCCCAAAUUCACUACAAGUCUCGUCGUCGUCAUCCGCACCUAUAAUCAUCGACUUGUUACCAUCCACCACCACUAUGAAACCUUCAACGAUCGCUUCUACGUCAACCUCAAGAUCAAUUAAAAUUACCACCGAAUCUGGAAUUAAUCGGAAAGUACCUGUUAAAAUCGCAGAUCUAUCAGCCAGUGCACAAACUCAUAGCGCUUCUGUGUCCACUACGACCAAAGAACCUAUCGUUGUCACGGCAAAGUCUAUUACAACGAAACCUAAGAGCACAACAGUUCCACCGGUUCAAGGUCUUGGUGCAAGCUUGUUGCAAGCGCUCUUUGGUGGUAACUUUUUUGGGCCCACUAGCACAGCCAAACCCGUAACUAAAAUUACGACUACUAAACCGAAAACAAAAACAAUACCGAGAAUCGUCGAGAUCACUCAAAGGCCAGUCUCAACGACCCAAUCUUCCGUAACAUCUAGAUCUGUCAAUGUCUCUGAGAUUGUAAUUAAUACCGUGAAAGAAACAACGAUUCCAAAACCUAACACGACGACAAAACCGAUCAGUACGACAACGACGCAACGUGCAUUAUUGAACAAUCCAAAUCCUAGAUUACCUAACGUUGUUAGCUCAACUUAUUCGCCCGAGGACGAUGCCAAGUUCUUAUCAGCUUUGUUCAACGCGAUUCAAGAAUCAAAUACGAAGAAACCUGUUACACCUGUUCCAACGUCGAUCGAAGACGACGAAGCUUUCUUGAGAGCGAUACUAUCCGGUCAAGCUAAACUUCCCUUAGUCAAAAGUACGUCCUCUCCUGAAAUCAACAACGCGGCUCUUUUAGCGGCCCUUUUGAAGGCUCAGGGCAUCGAACCUUCGACACCAGCUACAAAUAUUCGACAACAGUUACAAUUAGCUAGCUUAAACAACAAUCUCGUUUCGCUUCCACCGACAACCACGAGUACAUCUAGACCUUAUUCUACAUCAACGAGUAUUACUUCAAGGCCAAUUACGAGUACCACGAUGACGACGAGAAGACCAACGACUUCAAGGCCAAGGCUUCAAACGACAACGUGGUCACCUAGCUCGACUUAUCCACCACCAUUGUUCAGUGGGUUCUCUAAUUUUGGUAAUCCAGUUCAAGAAUCACAAAAAGAUAAUGACGGAUUAGCUGGAGAUGGUGUUAGAAAUCAGGUUGUGAACGUUGCCCUUGGUGCUACCAGAGCGUUCAGUCAGUUCCUCGGUGCUGCCAUUACGGGCGCAGCACAACAGUUGCAGUCUUUCGUAAGAAACGGCACCAGAAUCGUUUCGGAGGUCGUUGGAUAGGAUUAAAACGAAUGAAAAAUUCUCUAUAGAUAUAUCAUCGAUCGAAAAGAAUAUUCGCAAUUAGAUCUAUGACCAAAUGAUCUACGAUCGAAUGAGAUAGAUCGAAUGUUUUUAAUUCUCCGGUUAACGCCAGAGAAAUUUAUUCGACGAUAGUUCUACGAUUAUGAACGAUAAAAUAUUUAUAUUUUAUUUACUUAACUUAAUAUCAUUGGCAACGUUAAUCGUCUCCUCUCUGUCAGUAACUUUGCGUACUUCUUUCUUUUUUCUUUUUU